AUGAAAAACUAUCCUAUACGUAUACGUCCUGAGAUUGCGCCCACGUCCGGGCUCGGUAAUCCAGAUGCAAAUUCCCGAAUUUCAGAGUCUGCAUUUAUGACUAGGUCUAUGCGCAGCCUCCGUGAUGGCACAUGGAGUCUAAAAGAAUCGUCAUUAACAGAGCCUAAGAAUAGGCGUGCACUCCAAGUACUUCUAGAAGAACCAUGGAAUAUGCCUCCAUCUACAUCUCUGCAUGACCCCCCGGCGCGCCCAGACGAACCAACGCUGCACGAGCCACACAGGCUUGGUAACGAAAGUUUUCCAUGCCAAAAAUUAUUGAAUGAUGCCCGCCCCCAGUGCCCUCCUGCUAAGGGAUUUGAUUAUUACAAGUUAGAAACCGAGUUCUAUGAUGACCAUGUGGUACAGAAGACGUAUCGAUGGGAAGUUGAAAGUAGUAAAAGAAUUUGGGAAAAAUGGACAUGGAAGCGUCUCUGGGUCAUUGGGGCUGGGGCAAGUGGUGAGAUCUGGCUUGAGGAGGAACAGAAAUUGGGGGGAUUCAGGGCGGUCAAAAAAAUGCCCCGGCGAUUAAAACCGGAUUUCACUCGAGAGCUGCUGGCCUUCGUUAAGUUAAGAGAGCACCCUCACCUAUUCGUGCAAUUUAUUGGCUGGUACGAAAGUAGAGACACUAUAUUUCUCGCCAUGGAAUAUAUUGGGUACGGAAACUUGGCGGAAUAUAUGAGGAGACAAAGCAAGAUGGUAGAUUUCGAAGUGAAGGAAAUCACGAAACAAAUCUUGGAGGGGCUGGAGGUCCUUCAUGGGAAAGGAAUUUGCCAUCGUGAUUUGAAGCCUGAGAAUGUUCUGAUGGCUUCUAUUCAUCCUAUUUGGGUCAAAAUUACCGACUUCGGGAUAUCGAAGCGGACAAAAGACACUCUCCUACGGACUAGUUGUGGAACCAGUGGAUAUCUUGCACCUGAACUCCUGGGGAUAUUUCCUGGAAAAAGAACAUUCACCCACGCACUUGACAUAUGGUCAUUAGGCACCAUGGUCUACGAAAUGUGCACUUCAAUCAAGCCGUUUCAUUGUUUGGAAGAUUGUGCUGAGACUAACGCAAGUGUUGACACUGGCUUAGAGAAUUUCAUAGAAGAGCCCUUGAUUGACAUGGAGUCGCUUAUCGAAUAUUGUAAAGGAUCCAUAGACCUUCCAAGUAAAGCCCUAGAAGAAGUUAAAAUGAGUGUAGAAGGCAUAAGCUUUAUCAAAAGCCUUCUAACUGGAAUACCGGAAGACCGAGCAACUGCAGACUGUGCCCUUAAAAGCCCAUGGCUGAAGGGUUACACUGGUUAUUGGCUGAAGCUCCUGGAAGCCGAAUUUUCAAGUCUCGGUGCAAAUUUGGAUCCAGCGAGGAGAGAAGACCUACUAUUACGGAAAGCCGGUAAAGUGGAAAUCAUGAAAUAUUUAUCAACUACGCCGGUGAAGGUAUUCCCAACAUUGUUACGGGAAGCCGUAGGGAAGGGACAUAACAUAGCUACCACCUUGCUCCUGCGAUCUCAAAGUUGCAAAUCGAUAGACCCAUUAACCCGUGGAAUAUUAUUCAGCUCAGCAGCAAAGGCGGGACAUCUGGAUGUAAUGAAUACGCUCGUGCAUUACGGGAUGGACAUUGGUGCUCUUAUUGGCGGUGAGACCGUUUUGGGUUGGUUAUUUAGGUUCCGAAACAACAAAAUGAUCGAGAUUCUUUUGAAAAACCAACGCGCAGGAGCUCGAACAAUCUUGCAAGCCGCAGCCGAGGGCGGAUUUAUUGAUUAUGUCACAUUUCUAAUAGACGACUAUUACGAUGUGAAUGAACCAGCUGCAGAUAAUGGAGGUCGAACAGCGCUACAGGCAGCUGCUGGAGCAGGACACAUGGAUAUUGUGGAGAUAUUGCUGGAUAGGCGUGCCGAUAUAAAUGCUGCAGCAGCAGGAGAAAACGGGCGGACAGCGCUACAAGCGGCUGCGGAAGGUGGACAUUUUAGUAUUGUCAAGCUACUAUUGAAAAAAGGGGCCAUUGCGAAUGCCCCACCUGGAUCAUAUAAAGGCUUGGAAGCCCUCGAAGCGGCAAAGAUUUGUGGGAAUCCUCUGAUUAUUAAAUUGAUUCAAGAGUCAUAUCCAAAGGACUCAUAUCCAAAGGACUCAUAUCCGAAGGACUCAUAUCCGAAGGACUCAUAUCUGAAGGACUCAUAUCCAUAUUACUGA
Molecule: messenger RNA, 2205 nt
Organism: Morchella importuna
Lineage: Eukaryota; Fungi; Ascomycota; Pezizomycetes; Pezizales; Morchellaceae
Exons: 6
Coding region: 1-2205 (734 amino acids)
Biological process (GO): protein phosphorylation; mitotic DNA damage checkpoint signaling
Cellular component (GO): nucleus
Molecular function (GO): protein binding; ATP binding; protein serine/threonine kinase activity
Source: RefSeq, a predicted model, not a curated record